This is a messenger RNA of Apis mellifera (honey bee), 4102 nucleotides long. It is a transcript of the gene fd102C, whose product is annotated as fork head domain-containing protein FD4. The transcript has a single exon. Gene Ontology annotation, biological process: regulation of transcription by RNA polymerase II; anatomical structure morphogenesis; cell differentiation. Bases 521 to 1798 code for a protein of 425 amino acids. Gene Ontology annotation, molecular function: RNA polymerase II cis-regulatory region sequence-specific DNA binding; DNA-binding transcription factor activity, RNA polymerase II-specific. The record is from RefSeq and is a predicted model, not a curated record. Lineage: Eukaryota; Metazoa; Arthropoda; Insecta; Hymenoptera; Apidae.
ACCGUUCUCUGCCGUGGACGGGCGGAGCUUGCCACACGUUUCUCCCCCUAGGAGCUAGUGGGGGAGAAAGCCAUCGGUGCUCUCCUGGCGCAUCGGCCGAAUCGUAAAUCAUGACCAGUCGGUCGCACGGAGCGCAUCGUGGCAAACAGGCUGAGAACCGUUUCGAAAACAUCGGGGCCCCCCCGAGCGCGUGAGAGUGCGUGAUCCAUCGAUCCACCCGAUCUCUCCGAUUCUUCGCCGCCGCUCGUCGAUCGGGAUCAUCGUUCGUGCCCGCGUAAUCGUCACCGAGUAAUAAUCGCCUCUAACCCUCGUCUUUGCGACAGUGACAUCGCGUCCUCCUCCUCCUCCUCCUCCUCCUCCUCCUUCUCCUUCUCCCUCCCUCCCCCUCCUCGCCCGAAUUUAAUUCGAUCCGCAGCGUGACGCUGGACAGGAUCCGUGGAAAAGUUUGAUGUGGAACGUGAAGAAGGAGAUAGAGAAUCGGAACGAAAAGUGAAUCUAGGGAUAUUACUCGUUAUUAAUCAUGUGCAGCAACGAAAGCCCGCCACCGGCCAAGGAACCGUUGGCCGUCGGUCUUGGCAACCCAAUGACCGGUUUCUUGCCCGGCCUCGAGCACUACCGGCUUCAAUUGUACCAUUACGCGAUGGCCGAGAGAUUGAGGCUCGCCCAGCAGCUGCACCCCCAGCACCCAGGUGUCGGCCACCCGCCCUCCACCGCCCCCGCUCACCUGGGAAUGGGACCGGGGUUCCCUGCCCCCCUGCCCUUGUACCCGGCGGCGGCGGCCGCGGCCGGAUACCCGAGCAGGCUGGCCCUGUCCAUGGCGUUGCUCCACCCGCACCAUCAAAGAAUCCCCGAGGAGCCGAAACCGCAGCACAGUUACAUCGGUUUGAUCGCGAUGGCUAUACUCUCGUCCCCCGAGAAGAAAUUGGUUCUGUCCGACAUUUAUCAACACAUAUUGGAGCAUUACCCUUACUUUCGUACCCGUGGCCCAGGGUGGAGGAACUCGAUCAGGCACAAUCUGUCGUUGAACGACUGCUUCGUGAAAUCGGGGAGAAGCGCGAACGGGAAGGGCCAUUACUGGGCGAUCCAUCCCGCCAAUCUGGAGGAUUUUCGCCGCGGCGACUUCAGGAGGCGCAAAGCGCAGAGGAAGGUACGAAGGCACAUGGGUUUGGCGGUGGACGAGGAGCCGGACAGUCCAAGCCCGCCGCCUUUGCCGGCCACCCCGCCCCCGCCGGCCACGCUCGGCCCCCCCGUCGCCUCGCAACCGAUGACGGGAAUUUGGACGCCCCAUCAUCACCAUCAUCCUCCUCACCAUCAACAGCAGCAACAGCAACAGCAACAGCAACAGCAGCAGCAAACGGCUUUUCAGAAUCAAGGCGCGAGGCAAUCCUCGUCGACGUUUCAACCGUCGAGGAAGAGGCAGUUCGACGUUGCGUCGCUGCUCGCGCCCGACGACCAACACCAUCAGAUCGAGUCGGAUCUGAGGUCGGCCAAGUCGAGGAGGUUCAGCUGCAGCGAGGACGAGAUGCACGAUCUCCAAGAGGCCGAGCAGGACGAGGAGGACGUGGACGUGGACGUGGUGGCCGAGACGAAUGCCCUCCCGUCGCCCAACACGCCGUCGGCAAGCCCCGAUUCCAAACUCGGCGUCUCGCCACCGACCGCCACCCAACUUUGGACCAAUCAGGGUAUUCAGGGCGCGACGGGCCAACAGUUGGCCGGCUUGCAUCUUCAGAAUCACUUGCAAGGUGCGAGGAAUUAUUACGUGGCGGCUACGUCGAGUACCGUCGGGCCGACCGUCUAAUGGACUUCUGCUCUGCGCACGAAUAAUAAUAAUAAUAAUAAUAAUAAUAAUAAUAAUAGUAAUAUCGUGGCCCGAGUGUUUCGCAUUUCUCUCGAUUCUGUUCCUCGGAAGGACUGUUUUUCGCCUCCCCUCCCCCGUCGAUGGCGAUGCUCGACGAUCGAAUCGUGAAAAGCUGCUCUGGAAAUUCGCGCGAGCUACUUCUAAAAGUGACUCUCAGGUGACGGGAGGGGGGGAAUUUUUUUUUUUUUUUUUUCCUUUUUUUUAAUCUUGGAUCGGUUAAUAAUAAGCCGAUCGACGAACGUUUUACGUUCUUACAUGACCAUUGUUGGUGGUAACUAGUCGUGCCAAAUUGCGAAACUAUUUUUUACCAUUCCUUCUUUAUUAUUAUUUGGCGAUUCGAAAAAGUAAUAAUUUUAUCUCGAGACUAAUGAUUUUUAUUUAUAAGAUCGGGGCCCUAUUUGCAUGACAAUUUAUCAAAGACAAAGAUUAGUUGUUUUCUUUGAAUUAUUACUUUCUCCGUCUUUUAAUUUAUUGUUAAUUAUUAUUACAAGGAUGGAUAUCGCGUUUGCUGAUGUCUGUCUGUUAUGAUAAUCUACGAACCCGUCUUAGUUUGAACCUUCUUUGGAGGGCGGUAAAUCGGUCACGACUUAUUCGAAAAACCGUUAUUCCAAAAACCGUAUGCAUUCUCGUUCAAUGAUCACAUUUUCAGCCUUCCAAAGGGGUCCAAUAAUUAAAUCGCGAAAGGGUCCAGAUUAAUGUAAUUAAUCUAUUUGUAAAUAAGAUCUAGUUUCUAGUUGCUCGAUAGUAGUUUAUCGAUUCAUUGCGAGUGAACAAUACGGUGCAAUACACGCUUGGUAAUUUUUCUUUGUCGUCCGUGUUUAUUUUCUUCAUUCUUUUCUUCCUUCUUUUUUCGCGCAUUUUAAACAACGAAUUCCCCCGUUCGCUCCGUUCGCCUUUCGAUUCAAGAUCGGUGGGUUCCCUCAAGUUAUCGAACCCGAUACCGUUUCUCUCGAUUCGAGUCCGGUACUUGAUGAUCCAUGUAUCGUGAAACACGUGUCUAGGGAACGAUUUUAUAUAUAUGUAUUGUAUAAAUAUAAAUGUGUAAGGAAUACGCGCAUACGUGUAGUCGGAGAUAGAAGAAUUUCCACGCUCCGCAUCCACAGUGAUUUCGAGAAAGAUACGAUUGGAUUCGAUGAUCUUCUCUUUUGGGGGGGAAGGGGAGGGUGGGUCGUUAACCUUUUGCCAAAUGAUCACGGAUUUCGAAAAACCAUUGUUAACAAGUGAAUCGACGUUGAAAGGUUAACGAUGCGGAUGUGUAACAAGUGUAGAUACAUUGCCACGUGAUGAUGAAACCACGUUCGAGAUCCGAUUUCGAAGAAGAAUUCGGUGAGUUUGAGAGAGCAAGAAAAAAUUUUAACAUAAACAGUUUUAGAAAACAGAAUAAGAUAACGGAUUGAUUAAAAAUAAGAUAAUUGAUUGAUUUCAAAUAAUUUCAAAAGUAUUCAAAAACUAAGCCAAUAAUGAUAGAAUCUAUACAUUUUUAAUAAAAUUAAUAAAAAUUGUUUCGAUGAUACGCGAUUUAAUUUUUGAGUAAAAUAAAUUAUUAAAGGAUAUCAAGUGGUACUGCAUCUACACGCGAUCUCGAAUAUCGAUAUUACUCGUGCCAAUCUGUGGGAUUCUGUUAAGGAAAAAAAAUUUGUACAUAGAUAGAAAGGGAAAGAAAGAGAAAGGACAGAAAUACGUGUGUAAUAUAUAAUUUCCAAAUUUCUUUUUCUCCCCCCGCGAAAAAAUACGAAAUUCGAAUGCUUGGGGCAUUACAUCAGACUGAGAAACGGAAACCGCCUGUUCAAAGUGUAAUAUAAAUUUCGUUCGAGAAGGAAAAUUUAUCAUCUCUUUAUUAUAUCAUCGUACGAUACAGAAAUAAUAUUAUUCUGUGCAACAACCCAUCCUCCUCCCCUCUGUAUGUAUGUAUGUACGUAUGUAUGAAUGUAUGUAUGUAUGUAUGUAUAUGUACCUAUAUAUACGUGCCUACGUAUAAUUGAGAUGUAUCACGAUUAACUCAUACAAACACACGCACACAAACAUGUUGUACACACCGCAUAGUGGAUAUAUAAACGGACGGAUAGAUCGUGGUACGAUUGCGAAGAGAGAUAUACACGGAGGAAUAUUACACGGUUUUUUAAAGAUUACCUCAAGCAAAAAAGUACAGAUGUGUCGUCGACCUGUCUCUCUAGAUUCUCAGCGCGGAACUGCCGCAUCUCGAUGCAAUCGAAGCUGAAAAAUAAAUUUCUGUUCCCAAUCAAU